This is a messenger RNA of Desarmillaria tabescens, 1599 nucleotides long. RefSeq lists its product as uncharacterized. Bases 1 to 1599 code for a protein of 532 amino acids. The record is from RefSeq and is a predicted model, not a curated record. The transcript has 23 exons. NCBI's taxonomy places the organism in Eukaryota, Fungi, Basidiomycota, Agaricomycetes, Agaricales, Physalacriaceae.
AUGGAUCGAGAACAUACUUCUAUCGUGUAUGACUCAGUAUUGACUGCUCAACAGCGGCAUCAAGCUCAGAAACUGGCAAACCUUCCAGCGACAAAGAUCACUCGGAGUUUCUCAGCCAGCAGUACGAUUGCCCCUGGAUUAGACGGUCCUCAAAUGAACUUAAGGAAUGAAACCCGGGCGACGGCAAGCAUUCGAAGACUCGCAAGCGUACUUUCUUGGGGGUGGCGCACUGCAUCCUCACGUCGAGCAGGAUAUCACGCAGACUGCGUAGAAGACAUUGCUGCACAUCCCGCCGGCUGUCUGAAUCCCGUCGGGUCCACUGUAUUCGCGCCAGGUCAGACGCGUCUUACCAAAGCGACUGCUGCGCUCAAUGCCUGGGAUCCUCUGUUUGAUGUCGGCUCGCUGUUUCAAUGUCGGACAUUCGAAAUGGGUCAUAUCGGAUUUGCGAGGGUACGGAUAGUAACUGGGGAGUCUAAGAAGGCUGUUGAGCGAGAGAGACAAGCUGGAUCUUCUCGAACCUGUGCAAAUAUUCCAGCAGGGGAUUGGAGAACACGAUGGAAAUUUAAGUCUGAAUCGGUGGUACUCGGUCAACUUCAAGAUUUCGGGAGAGGUGCAGGCUGGACGUGCUUCGGAGUCAAGAAUGGCGACUGUUGGCAUGGACCAGGGAGGAAGAGUAAACGGCGUAGGACGUUCGGAGUGUUGAUAGUACCGCAAAGCUAUGGUCUCCUGGAUGGGUCAACUCACGUAGAAUUUGCGGAGCAGAGCGUGUUUAGAUUUCCAAGGCCGGGGAUUUUGGUGACCAUCCAGCUAGCUAAUUUGUUGUCAUCACGAACUCCGUAUAUCCCAAGACGACGUACCGCCGUCCGGCGAGAGAAGAUUGCCCCGAGACGACCUAUCGCCAUCCGGCGAGCGAGCUUGAAGCUGCCGAAAUCCAACCAAUGCCAGGAUUGCGUCGAGACGACGUAUCUCCCUCCGCUGAGGCGAGGAUUGCUCCGAGACGAUGUAUGUUCGUCCGGCAAGCGAGCUGCUGACCUGGAAACAACACGAGGGUUGCGUCGAGACGACCUAUAUUCAUCCGCCGAGCAAGGAGUUGUUUUGAGACGACGUAUUUCCAUCCGCCGAGUGAGCACUGACACUGGCUCGAAGAUACUGAAAUCAAACCAAGACCAGGAUUACUCCGAGACGAUGCAUCUUCGUCCGGCGAGCAAGGAUCUGAGCUUGAACAUGUGCCGGGAAGGCUUGUUAGGUUUGGAGUAUAUGUAUCGUCUUCCGGCGAGCGAGUUCGACCACGAAAUUUUCGAGACUAAAACCCUGCAGAGACGCAUCGAGAAAAUAAAGGUAAAUAUGAGUGAGACACGACCGCAGAGCCAAGUCGUUCUCAGGAAAGCCAGUUUCCAAAACACCAAGAAUUUCGAGUCCGAACGCUUGCGGAGCCACACCCUCGUGGACGCACACGCCCUUGUGCACGCAGGGAGUGCAGGCAUGCUUGCGAGGAUUCAGGCACAGCGCGCGCGACUCGGAGACGGUUUCUGGUUGAAGAGUCACUCGGACAAGCCUGGAGAGGUCCCAUGGAAUGAUGGUGGGGUCCCAGUAUUUUGA